CACAGAUGAAAAAAUAUUUAUAUAGGUAAUAUACAGCAAUGCUUCUGGAGAAAGUCAAAUUUGAUUUAAGAAUAUUUAUACUGUAUAUUUUGCGUGUGACAUUGGCAAUUUCUUUUUGAACAGUUAUUGAUUUGGCUUUUGGAAUCUCAACAUUUACUGUAAUUAAAUAAUUGUUGUCCGACGACCCCCAUAACUUCCCACAGGUCUGAUCGUUGAAAUUAUAAACAUUGAAAAAAGAGCUUAAAAAUAAAUAUCGAUAUCAUUUAUUGAAAUUAAAAGAAAGAAAUAGACAAAAUGAAUUUUGUCAAACCCCCUUAACAGCAAUCACAAUAUGCUUGAGGGUGGAAAUUCACAGCUAAGGCACCCAACCUUAAUUCUGCCAUGUAGUGACACCAGGCAAGUGCCAGGGCUACGAAUUAGGCAUUUUAGUGUAUAAAGUUCCAGAUUAGAUCAUACCAAUUUGUAAAGACACCUGAGAUCUUUCCCUCAGGAUAUCACGUUCACUAGUUUUUUUUUUAUUUUUCUAUUGGUUAUUCCCAGAAGUCAAUAGAUAAAUAACAUUCUAUCAGUUAUGUAGUGUCUAUAAUUUUGCACUAGGGGCCAGGUCCUUGGAGAGACGGAACCUUGGUUUCAUUUUAACUUCUCCAUGCUCAGCAGCUUCUGGAAUUUGGUUCAAAGUAUUUACAUGUUUCCCUGUCCUGUUCUUAAAAGUGCUGCUAUAGAAAGUGGGGAAGGGCAGGAACUGACUGCAGGAUCAAUAGCUGAGUCCCUUAGAUAUUUAUAGCUCAUCGGAAGGAGGACGGGGAUUGGUGGGUGUCUGGGGAUUUAAUAAUAAACACACAAAUAUUGUUCUUAGUGAAUUUUCAUCUUCUAAUUCCCAUAACCCACUAAUUAUCCCUGGCUGUCCCUGGAGGUCUGGGGAAGGAGUACUAAUAAACUCCUUUGGCCAGUGUGGAACCUAAGGCACAAGGAUCUUUCAGUGGCUGGCUCAAAGUCACCCAGAAUGAAAUUCACUUCACAGGAUAAACCCCUAGUUGCUGGGAUCUGCAGAGGGGUGGGGAGGUGACUUCCAUUCUUGAGCAUGGACCCCCUUUAAUUCUCACCCCAAUCUCAUACACUACCCCAACCUUCCCCUGCACUGAUGGACCCACUUGAUGCUUCCAAAGCCAUCUGCCAUAGGACCUGGAGGGGACAGAGGCCCAGCUCCAGAAAUACUACCUGUGCCCACAGCCCCCAUGCUGUGCUAGAGUUGCCCUGACUUUCCACUCUGCAGAUUGGUUUAGCUGUACCCAGCCCGUGCAUCCACCACACACAAACUUUGUCACAACACACAUCCCAGGAUUGGGAAAGACCAUCUGGGGCUGUCUGUAGUCUCCCUUUGCUGCUGUCAGAGGAAUGGGGUGGUCCCUCAUAUAGGACACAAACAUACCCAGGGGCAGAAGGGAAAUGUAGUUUCUUCCAGGGGUUUGAAAACGUUUGAUUUAGAGUCCUGAGCUCUGUCUUCCUGUUUCUCCUUCUGCCACUUUCAGAUCUCUUGGAGAGACAAGGUAGGCUACAGAAUAACGUCCACAUUUUGCUCCAGAUCAUCCCAUCCUCCCAGGGGGAAGGAAAUGGCUGCAAUGGAGCUGGCUCAGGGGCCGGUGACUUUCGAGGAGGUGGCUGUGUAUUUCACCAGUGGAGAGGGGGCUCUGCUGGACCCCGCUCAGAGAGCCCUCUACAGGGAUGUCAUGAAGGAGAACUAUGAGACGGUGGUCUUUCUGGGGUUACCAGUUUCCAAACCUGAUGUGAUCUUGCAGCUGGAACAAGGGGAAGAGCCGUGGGUCCCAGACCUCUACGGCUCUGAGAAAAAAGUGCUCCUGAGAGCUGCCUGCACAGAGAGUGACCUAUGUCUGGAUUCUCUCUGUCUCCCAUCAGGUGUUGGGAUGGUGAGUGAGAAUGAGGAGAAUCCCCAGCAGGAAGAUGCUGAGCAAGUAGAACCACAUGGGAUGUUAUCAGGAAGAUCCAAAGGGAAUUUUUCUGGGAGUUGUGAACUCUCAGAAAAAGCAAAAGCCUGUGAGACUCAGCAGAGGCCAAAGGAAAACUUAAAUAGCCACUCUGACCUUAUUACACACGAGAGAAUCAACUUGGAAGAGAUACGCUACACAUGCCACGAGUAUGGGAAAAGCUUCAAUGGGAGCUCAGACCUUUUCACAUAUCAGGGAAUCCACAGAGGAGAGAGACCCUACAUGUGCUCUGAGUGUGGGAAAUGCUUCAAUCGGAACUCACACCUUAUCUCACAUCAGACAGUCCACACGGGUGAAAAACCUUAUGAAUGCUCUGAGUGCGGGAAACGCUUCAAUCGGAGCUCAUACCUUAACACACACAGGAGAAUCCACACGGGUGAGAAACCUUAUGGAUGCUGUGAGUGUGGGAAAGGCUUCAGUUGGAGCUAUGCCCUUAUCGCACAUCGGAGAAUCCACACAGGAGAGACACCCUACACAUGCUCUGAGUGUGGGAAAAGCUUUAAUCGGAACUCACAACUUAUCACACAUCGUAGAAUCCACACAGGAGAGAAACCCUAUACGUGCUCUGAGUGCGGGAAAUGCUUCAGUCGGACGUCAGCCCUUAUCACACAUCGGAGAAUCCACACAGGAGAGACGCCCUACACAUGCUCUGAAUGUGGGAAAAGCUUCAAUCAGAGCUCAAACCUUAUCACACAUCGGAGAAUCCACACUGGCGAGAUGCCCUACACAUGCUCUGAGUGCGGGAAAAGCUUCAAACAGAGCUCUAGCCUGAGCAGACAUCAGAGAAUCCACACAGGAGAGAGACCCUACACGUGCUCUGAGUGCGGGAAAAACUUCAUUGAGCGCUCAGACCUUGUCAGACAUCGUAGAAUCCACAGUGGAGAGAGUCUCUGCGUGUGGGAAAAGCUUAAAUCAGAGGUCAUUCCCUAUUAGACAUCAGAAAAUCCAAAUGGGAGCAAACUGUAAGAAAUGCCUUGAUUAGGGCUGGCCAAAGAUUUGUUUGUUUAAAAAAAAAAAUCACACUUGCUAAUUCCAAUAUAGUGAUCUUUGUACCAUCUUCACCGAGUUCUCUCAGCUCCCCCAGAUGAGUUGCCUGCUUCUGCCUUUUGCAGCUCACCCUUCUUUGGGGUCAGUCCUGUGAUCUUUUCUAUCAACUCCUUUCCUUUUGAGUCAUAGGUGUGUGUGUCCCUACAGCCAGGAAUGUUCAUCAGCUCCAGGUGCGGGAGAGAGGGUUGAUUCCAUCAAGCUACACUGAGGCAAAAACUACCUGUGCCUUACAUCCACCAGGACUGUACAUGGCAUUGGCUGCUCAAGUUAGUGAUCUUGGUGUAAAAAGACAAUUAUAGUUGUAGAGCAGAUGCAGCCCAGGUGCAGUGGUUGGUAUUAGCUUUCCCCUUGACCUGUGCUAAACUCCAUGACUUUUCCUAGUCUAAACAAACCCUGAGCAUCAUGGUUAUACUGUUCCCCCAGUUCAAAGCAAUUGCUAGUCAUCAAGUUCCCCCUUGGGGAACAAAUUGUUUCAUUCCCAGUUGCUCUGAUGUUGCUUCAGGUUGUGCUGGAGAGCAGAUAUUUUUAUUACCGUUUUCCUCACUUAAAAUAUAUUGAACUAUAACAAAGAGCAGGAACAGGACAGGGAUAGGGAAAAAUGUCAUUUCACUCGCUGUAACAACAGAAGAAGCUAGGGUAAGUCAGAGGGAUUCCCUUAUUUCCCAUCACCAUCCCAACCCCCCUGUUGUUCAAUUGGUUAGGUCAAUAUUUUUUCUAAAGGGGUGGGAAGAGGAUUCCUUAUUAAAUGACAUGUAAAAUACCCAUGCAUUGGGCUCCCAAAACAGUUGUGCCUCAGGCCCUGCAGGAGGUCGCUCCUGAAGAUAUCUCCUUCCUAAUCAGGUGCAUGUUGCUUAUUAUUUGGGAAAUGCAAUCCCUUUCUGGAUAGAGAUGGGAAAAAUGGAAGUGACGUUUCUGUUCAGCUCACCCCUGGGAGAUGCUGCAAAUUUGUAAAAAAUGGAAUCUGUGGUGAAUGUGGUAUAGCUGCAGAAAGAUAACUAUUUUUAAUAGAUACCUGACAUUUGUUGUCUUACCGGGAUUCUAAACCACACCUGAUUUUAGUCCCUAAUUUAAAUCUGUGCCACCAGAUUAAAGAAAUAAAAAGGCAUAUUUGGGGGAGUUAUACUUCACUAUCGCUACUGAUAUGUUGUGUGGUUGGUGAAGAAUUCUACUCCAGAGACUUGGACUAAUUUUAUACUUAAGGUCAAAGAUUUAAUAAGGACUCAGGUAGAAGUUGCAGGUACUAAUGGUUGAUUUUCACCCCAGAUAUGGAAGCUAUGGUAACCUGUGGCCCAGGUAAACUAUUUUUAGAACACUGCUCCCUAGUUAAGUGACAUUGAUCACAGUCCUAAAAGAUGCCAUGAUUAAAUUGGGAACAACUGUCUUUUACCAUUUGGAUCCAAAGUUAGAUGAAGCACAGAGAGAAACAGCUGAUUCCUUCAGAGCCAUUCCAUGCCUAUGGGUCCCAAUCUGGCUGCCUUGUUAGACAAGAAGCACUUCCAUGCUGGACAAAUGAUGGUAGCCAAUAAGGGAUGUCAGAAGCAGGAGCAGGCUGACCCAGAGGCGUAUUUGAGUAGAUGGGCUUCUUUAUUGCGGUACUUGUUCCCCUGGAACCAAUUAUCCAGUAAGCACUGAAUUAGUUACAGCACGCUCUUUUUUUUUUUUUUUUUAGGUUAGUAUGUACACGCCUACAUUCAUUACAACACCCCAAAACCCCUUAUUAAGUAAUAGAAAUACCCGCUGUUAGUAAACCCACCUCUGUCUAUUGCUCAUAGCAUUACACAUACUUUUACCUUGAAAAUACAUUUCUUUGCAACAAUUUGUUGCCAUAAAUCUUUAUCCUCAGCAGUUCCCAGGCGAGGGAGGAAGGGGCUGUGAACAGUUCUCAAGGGAGGCGGGGGAAGGGGCCCUAAACCCAGGCUGGUUCAUGUAGCUGGGAAAGGGAGGGAGGGGAAGAUAACAUUCCUUUUGCUUUCUUCUACACAAAGGGCAUUUUUCUGCAGCCUCAUCUUUAUUAAUCUUUAUGAGCAACAGGGAAGGGAAGAAUCUGGCAACUUGCAUUUUAAACAAAGAAAUACUGAAAAAUUUGCAACUUAUAUAUUAGAAACAAAACUAUUGCCUACAUAUGCCUUUGUCCACUAAUACCAUGUCAGCACAUUAGCAGCUUAUUGUUAUACUUAACCCUAAAAUAUCCCAACAAGGGAAUGUAUCAGAUUCCAAGUUCAGACUGCAGGAUACAUGAAUGUUGAGUCCUGACUCUGUGGUUUCGUGUCUUAGUUUUGCUAUUUAGUCUUAUGCAUUUGUAUCACUUCUCCACCUCCUGCUAGUCUGAAAGAUUAGAAAGUGUGAAAAUAGAGCACAAGUGGGUUUUUCUCAUAAUGCAACCUUCCCACAUAGUGUCAGACCCCCUUCCACCCAUACUUACGGGAGAAGACCCAGGGAGAAAUGAACUCACAGAAAUGAAAGGGUCCUAGGUUAUUGAAGAAGGUGACUUCACACAAAACUCACUGGAUGGAAAUGGGAAUUAAGACAAAACUGCCCUAUAGGUUUAUAUUUUGUAAUCUUUGAAUAAGUUGUUACCAGCGACAAUGAAAUUAAACAUGAAUUAGUGUAACACUGAAAGUUAUCACAUAAUCAGGUUUUCUUCUAGUUCUCUCCUACUAUAUUGGAAAUGGUGGCUAAUCCUGAAAUUAAAACCUCACUCCAAAGGAAUUAGAGUGGGAGAAUAUUUGAGAGAAUUGCAUGAACGAGAAUAGAGACCCAGUAUAGAUUAAUAAUUUCUAUUUCAAAUGGAAUUUAUUUUGAUCAAUUUUCAAAUCAAUCUUCUGUUAAGAGGAAAUUUACUCGAGACAAGAGGUGUAACCUUUUAUCCAGUUAGAGGGUAACAGCCACAGAGUUCUCCAGGUCUCUUGUUUGCAAAGCAAAGAUGUCACAUCAGGCAGGAGAUGUCAGAAUCUAAAAUGGUGAUGGAUGUGUGAUGGUAGCUUUUCUGGGUUGGUGUUUUGUUUUGUUUUUUUUAAUGUAAUUUUUGUUUUGUUUUUUCAACCAGUUAUUUUUAUAGGUGCUGAGGCCCCUUUUCCUUUUGAGCACACCUGUUUAACCCUCAGGCCUGGCUCUAAGAACAGGAGUACUUGUGGCACCUUGGAGACUAACAAAUUUAUUUGAGCAUAAGCUUUCAUGGGCUACAGCCCACUUCUUGUUACUGAGUGACUAGAGAGGUUGAA
This is a messenger RNA of Trachemys scripta elegans, 6271 nucleotides long. Its product is annotated as zinc finger protein 501-like. The record is from RefSeq and is a predicted model, not a curated record. Gene Ontology annotation, cellular component: nucleus. Lineage: Eukaryota; Metazoa; Chordata; Testudines; Emydidae. The coding region runs from base 1611 to 2936 and encodes 441 amino acids. Gene Ontology annotation, biological process: regulation of transcription by RNA polymerase II. Gene Ontology annotation, molecular function: RNA polymerase II transcription regulatory region sequence-specific DNA binding; DNA-binding transcription factor activity, RNA polymerase II-specific. The transcript is spliced from 5 exons.